GUCCGAGUGGCAAUUGUCAUUGUAACAAUUAAGAAACAAUUAGUUGUACACGGUCACGGUACUUAUAAAGAAAGGGGCCUUGGUGAAAUAUAUAGAGCCCCUGUUCAGAUUACAGAACACCACCACCAUGACUGCACAUCCUACACCACAAUCCAUAGAUACUGCGCCCAUAUUUCCGCCUGAACUCAUGGAUCAAAUAAUCGACGCUCUUUCCGACGAUGUUUAUUCUCUCACAGCCUGCGCGAUUGCGUCUCGCCAGCUCGUUUACCGCAGCCGAUAUCACUUAUUCCACGCCAUACGCUUUAAAUUCAUCCCACAUAGGUCGUUCAAUCGCUGCGAAAACAUUAGCGAAGAUAACGUCUGGUACGUUGGCCCCUCGCCGACAUGGGUUGCCUCCGAACCGCAGUUGCCUAUCGCCUUGGGCAUGAUGAAGAACUUGACAACCUUGCGUCUCGUCAAGGUGAAACUAAUCGAUGUUGAUAUCAUCUGGCCUGGAAUCGAGGAGUUAGAAAUUAACGAGUGUUCUAUGACGAACCUUGGCACCUUCCUCAGUGGGUUCCACGGACUGCAUAAGCUAGUGCUACGUGACGUAGGCAUUAUUGAAGAGACAUCCUCAUCAUCUGGAGUUUCUCUUGACAUUGAAGACCUGGUGAUCACCAGCGCGCUGUGCAGUUUAACGGACGCAAAUAUCAUCAAGUGCCUCCUCCCGCUCCUCUCCAAGCCAUCUCGCAUUCGACGGCUUACCUAUCCACUCUACUAUCCUGAGUGGGACGUUCCACAAUACGACGUAAUCCCCUAUACGCACCUCGACGAGCUGUUUCUGGAGGGGGCAUCCAACACCGAGAUCCCCAUCCCCGAUAUCCAGAACGUCACCAAGUUUCGCUUAUUUGUGACUUCUCCCGGACGCUGGGAUCCGACAGAUGCGUGCAAAGCUUGCGACGAACUGACAGAUUGGCUCAUACACCUUCUUUACAAAGCCCAAGGUGGCUGCUUAAAGGAAAUCCAACUGGAGUACUCUCUGGGUGGCAUCUCUGGUAGCCCGGAUAAGUGGGCAGAACUCGAUAAAUUUCUGGCAAAGAUGGAAUUGAGGAAGGUUGAGCUCGUGUUCAGCGCAGCCCGAUAUGAGUGGGAUACGGCGGAACGGGAAAAAGCGAAUUGGCCGUUGUGGGAAGGCGAGCUGGAGGGGUUGAUGAACAAGCAUGUGGCAUACUUUGAAGAAGUUAAAAAGCGCGGAUUGUUAAUGGUGUCCAGGAGAUAUCGUUAAGACCGCCUCUUUCGUAUACAUGCUGCCAUCCACGCA
This is a messenger RNA of Desarmillaria tabescens, 1300 nucleotides long. RefSeq lists its product as uncharacterized. The coding region runs from base 128 to 1264 and encodes 378 amino acids. The record is from RefSeq and is a predicted model, not a curated record. Lineage: Eukaryota; Fungi; Basidiomycota; Agaricomycetes; Agaricales; Physalacriaceae. The transcript is spliced from 2 exons.